Adineta steineri is the source of this 681-nucleotide messenger RNA. Lineage: Eukaryota; Metazoa; Rotifera; Eurotatoria; Adinetida; Adinetidae. The record is from the annotation of a GenBank genome assembly.
AUGAUUAUUACACAAAUAAUUGGAGAAGAUAUACAAUCAAUGAUAAUAUCUUUGUUAUCUAAUUCCAAAUUUGAAUGUGCAAACACAACUUGUUCACCAUUCCUUAAUAUAAUUACAUCAAAUAUUAAGAAUUGCCAGGUUGCAUGUUUAACUAGAAAUCAAUGUAAAGGAGCAACUUUUUAUCGGUCAACUUCAGAUUGUCAAUUAUUUGAUAAUAUGUUGAAUCAAAAUGGAAAUAUGUUGACUGAUGUUGAUGCCAUUAGUAUGAAUGUUGUUAUUGGAACACGAUUUCCAUCAGAGCCAACUACGACAUCAACAUCAACAACAAAAUCCGCAACGUCAUUCUUAUUUACACCGUCAUCAACAUCACCAACUUCAAUAACACCAUCAACAACAUCAACAUCCACCACAUCAUCAACAACAACAUCAACAUCCACCACAUCAUCAACAACAACAUCAACAUCCACCACAUCAUCAACAACAACAUCAACAUCCACCACAUCAUCAACAAUAACAUCAACAACAAUUUCUACAACAUCCACUACAUCAUCCACAACAACAUCCACCGACACAUCAGCAACAACAUCCACAACAACAACUUUGACAACAACAUUCACAACAACAACUUCGAUAACAGCAUCGACAACAACAGGAAUACCGCGUAAGUAUUAUGUUAAAUGA